AUGGUUACGAAGUCUUCGGACAAGAGGCACUUCGUGGUGCUUGGAGCCGGCGUAAUCGGCCUCUCAACAGCGAUUACCCUCCGAGGUAAAUAUCCAUCAGCGCGCAUCACUAUUCUAGCAGAAUACUUCCCCGGCGACUACCAUAUCGACUAUUGCUCCCCAUGGGCCGGCGCAAACUGGUGUUCCUCAGCAAGCGACAAUGGGCUCCUCGAGUCAUUCGACCGCGUUACCUUUGAGAGGUUCCAGGAAAUUGCCAAGCACAGCCCUGAAGCAGGAAUCAAGAGUUCUCCUCUUAGAAUGAUUUUUGACCAGAAGAUUGAGGAUGCCGAGAUACUCAGCGAAGGAACCGGAAAGUUGUGGUAUGAUGAUUUGGUCGGUGGUGCAGUCUCGCUGAACGAGAAUGGGCUGCCUGAGGGGGCUGUGUUUGGACUAGACUUGCCCUCCACCUUUGUGGUCAAUUCCCAGAUUUACCUUCAGUGGCUUUUGGAACAAUGUAGGCAAGGGGGCGUGUCUCUGCUCCGGCGUCAGAUUUCCCACCUCAAAGAGGCUCGCAUUUCAGCCGACGUCGUGGCUGUAUUCAACUGCACUGGUUUAGGAUCUUAUCAUCUCGGUGGAGUUGAGGACAAAUCCAUGUACCCGACUCGAGGCCAGACGGUGUUGGUUGAACAGCCCAUUCAGCCACUGCAACGGAUGUAUUUCAGAUCGCCUCGUCGAGUCGACAACGACACUACAUAUGUCUUCCAGCGUCCUCUCGCUGGAGGUAUCGUUCUUGGUGGUUGCCGCGAGGACGGCAACUGGGACAAGAACGUGGAUCCCGAGUUGGCGAAGAAGAUUAUGGAGAGAUGCUGUGCUUUGGCUCCUGAGCUAGGCAGGCCUGAGGAUCUAAAGGUGAUCAAGCAUGGUGUGGGCUUAAGACCAAAUCGUAAGGGCGGCCCUAGAAUUGAGGCCGAGAAGGGCGGGGAUGGGUUGGUAAUACAUAAUUACGGUGCCUCUGGUGCAGGAUAUCAGGCAUCAUGGGGCAUGGCAGCACAUGCAGUGAAGUUAGCACAGGAGCAAUUGGAGGCCGCGCCACAAUUGGUACCGAAGUUGUGA
Molecule: messenger RNA, 1092 nt
Organism: Colletotrichum gloeosporioides
Lineage: Eukaryota; Fungi; Ascomycota; Sordariomycetes; Glomerellales; Glomerellaceae
Product: D-amino-acid oxidase
Exons: 3
Coding region: 1-1092 (363 amino acids)
Molecular function (GO): D-amino-acid oxidase activity; FAD binding
Source: RefSeq, a predicted model, not a curated record